AACUGUCAAAAUUAACAAUAACAAAUGAAAAUAAUUUUUAAGGUUAAGCAAAACUAUUUAUCACAAAAAAUAAUUGAUAAUGCCACCCAAAAAGCAGCCCGAAAAAGCAAGCAAGGGAGGGAAAUCUGGGGGUGAUGCAAAAGAAACUGGCGCGAAAGAGAAAAAAGGUGGGACAGCUGUCAAAGUCAGGCAUAUAUUGUGUGAGAAACAGUCGAAAUGUUUGGAAGCUUUAGAAAAAAUUAAAGCGGGUCAGAAGUUUCCUGAAGUAGCAGCAGCAUAUAGCGAGGACAAAGCUCGGUCGGGCGGCGACCUCGGCUGGCAGACGCGCGGCGCUAUGGUGGGCCCCUUCCAGGAUGCUGCCUUCGCCUUGCCCGUCUCGACCGUCGCUAACCCCGUCUACACUGACCCUCCCAUAAAAACUAAAUUUGGGUACCACAUCAUUAUGGUAGAAGGAAAAAAAUGAGUGACAUGGUUUUGGGAUUCGAGUACUUUUGGGCGAUGCUUUUAUUGUUAGUUAUGGAAAGGAUAUGCUGCUUGCAGGAGCAAUUUGACGAAGACUAUAUCGUACUCCCCGAGGCUCCUAGAUCUGAUGAUGUCUCGGACGAUUCAAAUAACUUAGAAGAGUUUUCUGAUACAGAGUAAGUAAUCUGUUUUCGUAAA
Molecule: messenger RNA, 660 nt
Organism: Cydia amplana
Lineage: Eukaryota; Metazoa; Arthropoda; Insecta; Lepidoptera; Tortricidae
Product: peptidyl-prolyl cis-trans isomerase NIMA-interacting 4
Exons: 2
Coding region: 80-463 (127 amino acids)
Biological process (GO): rRNA processing
Cellular component (GO): nucleus
Molecular function (GO): peptidyl-prolyl cis-trans isomerase activity; DNA binding
Source: RefSeq, a predicted model, not a curated record